GAGGUGUUCGCUGGUCUAGCAUCGAGUCUACGAAAUACUGAAUCGGACGGUUUCACCGAAAUCACGCUGAUUGAACUCGGCUUGAGCAGUUCAGUUGAAUUAAGAGAUCUGAGGGUAUAUGAAGACUAUUGUAUUGUGUUGCCCGUCGUGGCACUGGUGCAGAGUAAGAGCACUUCUGUCAAGUUGCAUAUUGCGCAAACGGUAAGAAUAAAAUUGAGUGCAAUUUGGAAAAAACAUGCACAUCAAAUUUGAAGUCUUUGAAAACUCACGAGUGUAUGUUUUUUCAAAUUACACGAGAAACCAUACUAUUACUUAUUACUAUUAUACAUGAAAAAAUUAUGCAGUCACGUGCGUAAGUCACAUUUAGAAAUUAAAAAAUUAAGAAAAUUAAGAAAUUUGAAAAAUACAAAAUUAAGAAAUUUGCACUCACUGCAUUUCUUUUUUUACACUGUAUUUCAUUUUUUUGGCACUGUAUUUGGAAAAAAUUGCACCACUGCUCUUAGCCAAUCAGAAUUGAGAAAUUUUUGCAUGUAUGUUAUUAGUUUUGGUAAUCAUGCGAUGGCGAGUACAAUUAGGGAUUAAUAGUACGAGUGAUGUUUGGAAAUUUUGCCAAAAUUGGACCAGCCGCCGGGGCGAGUGGUGCUUUUUGUUUGUAUUUUCAUUUCUUUUGCUAACGCAAAAUUUGGUGCUUUUGUUCGUAUUUUUAUGUAGUUCCUCCACGGCAAUUUCAGUCCACAUUUGUGUUUAAAAUAUCCAGGGGCGCCGGAAAGUCGAUAAUUGGGGGGGGGGCAGAUAUUCAUAUAUUCAUGUUCACAGACUGUUAAAACAAUCGCUUUCAAAGGAAAUAAAUGAUGCAGAACAUGAAUAUAUGAAUAUCUGCCCCCCCCCCCAAUUAUCGACUUUCCGGCGCCCCUGAAAAUACCUUUUCGCCAUUUCGUUUGUUUUGGGAAAAAUCAUUAAUUGUACUGCAGUACAAAUAAUGAAAUAAUUGUACUCCUCUCAACCAAUCAGCAUCCAAUAAUUUUGUCAUGCUAAUAAUAAGUUACGUAACACGCGCUCAAAGCUAAUGAAUGUACUUUCCACUAGGUUAUCACUAUAUUCAUUUUUUUAAAUAUUCAAUUUUGUUUUUCAAGACUUAAAAGAUAUGUUUUGUGCUCUAUCUGUACUGUAAUUAAAAUGGAGAGAUUUUAGAUGAUACGCCAAAGAAAAAAUUAUGUCUGACAUUCAGUACGUUUUGCUUAUAUUGCUGUAUAAAUAUGGCGUCAAUUUUACAGCAUCAAUGGUAAUUGCCUUUAAAUUGCCAAUAUUUAACUAUUAUUUUGUGUUUCUCAACCGCCAGAUACAUUUAAAAAGGUUGCUAUAACUGUGUAAACUACAAAAUAAAGUUAAAACAAAGUAAUUUUGAGAAGAACGCCAAAAAGAUUUUAGGUUUUCAUUGAAAAUACGUGACAUUGAAACAGAUUGCCUCUUAAAUGCUAUACAAAUAUAAAUGCUAUAUAAAGUCGAUCAGACAAAAAAAUUUGAUCUGCCUUUUGAUUGGUUAGUGCUAAUUAAAUUAUACUAUUGUUCUAACAAGUCUGAUGCAGUAAUGAUACUGUGUAUAACAAGAAUGUUACAAGGUUGACGACACAAGGUUGUAACAAUAUUGUUAUAUCAUGACUGUAUUCGGACAUGUUGGAACAACUUUGCAACAAGUCUGAUAAUAUCAACAAGGUUGUUACAUUUGUUCACAGCUUGUUCCAAACUUGUUGACAACUUGGGACAAGAGUGCGAACACAACUUGUUGACGGCUUGUUGGCAGACUUGCUACAAGAUGUGAGAUUAUUGCGUGUGUAUACUACCUGCUCAAGAUCUCUAUUGUCACUACCUACGCUUGCGCAGACCGUUUGAGUGUAUAAAAUACUUGCCUUGUUAAACUUACUGCAAAACAGUUGACAUUGAUUUUUUAUACAUGAAUCGCGAAAUUCGAUUGCGCAUCCAAAUGACGCGUUCUUAGUCGGACAAAGCCCGAAUUCAAAAGAAGCUGUGGCUGGAUGAUUUCAAAUAUGCAUAUGAAAGUAUUGAAAUGUUCAGUCAUGCAUUCGUGUUGUAUUGUAGUAAUAUGUAAUCAUGAAUGCAUGAGUGAACAUUUGAAUACUUAAAUACGCACAUUUUAAAUCAUCCAAUCACAGCUGCAUGUUUUUCUUUAACUGUGAUUUUUACCCGAAUUUGGGAUUCGUGUAUUAUAAUCCUUUUUCUAUAAAUUGUCUAGCUUUUAAAGUCAGUAGAAGAAUCACAAAUGAGCGCAACCAAAUGUGCGCACGAAGUGGCAUGGUAUGAUCCUAUAUGGCGACUGUUACUUAAACCACAAAAUGAUGCGGGUAAUCAAGAGACUGAUCUUAUUCAAGACCUGCUGGAAACUGUCGUCAAAGUUGUCUUCAAAAUUCUCUGGUUUGGUAUUGAGGGAUACAAUGAUGAGGCUUGGAAGGUAUGGAGCUGUUAGUCUUCACAAGACCAUGAUUUCUGGGCUAACAGCGCCUGUCACAAUAAGUUUCAAUUGUAGUCGAUUUCGGAUCACGGAUUCGAAUCUUGGCCUCGUUUUCGUGUUUAAACUUAUUUCCACAUUUAAUAGUCAAAAUCCAAAAUUCUUUUUUAUGCAUGUGUUGACGAAGGAUGUUCUGCUUCUCUGACCAUAGCACGCGAGAAACAAACUUAAAAUCUAUUCCAUUUAAGGUGGUCCUAAGUUGAAAACAGUGUUAGUCGUGACGUAAUUACCGGAAAGAUCAAUUCGUUCUAUUUGUCCAAACUUCUGCAUUUAACAAUGUUAUUAACUUAGGCUCGUGGCGAGGUCAUUGCAUCAGUCAGCACAAUCAGUUCAGUUGAAGAUUUCAUCGUACCAUCACGUGAACUGGAGAGGCGUUUAUUAGAGUUAUCUUUGGCACAAGUUCUUGAAGAUAUUGAGAGAUCAGGGGAAACUGGAGUGAAGGAAAGUAUGAGCGCUUUACAAGUCAUCAAACUGGUGGACGAUUUUAUAUUUACAUCUGGUGAGUUUUGGGACCUACGUCAGAAGUUGUAAACGAAUCUCUUUCGCCAUUAUAUAAACAGUUUUUGUGUUUCCAAAGAUACAAAAACUAGGAAAACACAUGCCCUGAAAAUUUAAAAGUAAUAAAACCCACCUAAUCUUCGGACUUAUUCGAGUCAGGUGCAUGGUCCUUUGUAUUUACAUAUCACUGUUGACAUGGCUUAUUUAUCAUGCUUUGGAAAUGACAAUCUUUUAUUGCCCAACCCUUGUUUUUCAUUUACCCAACCUUUUACUCACUCAAAAUUUCGUUUACCCAACCCUUUUUUUUCUCUUCGGUAAAUGAGUUUCAUGUUUUAGGACCGGAGUAUCGUGUAUUAUAUAUUCCAUAAUUUGUUCUAGGGAGCAUUGCUGGUUCUGUAGAAAAUGAGAGUCUGAGCACCUGGAGUACAAAGGUAUUUCGAUAGAUGGUCAUUUAAUUGACUUAAAUUCAACUGCGAUUGAAGAAGCACCAUUAUAUAUUGAGCUAUAAAUUGAUAUUCAGUUAGCUUGAUAGUUUCCUUAGCUCUCAAUCUUCAGCAAGUUGAGAUCGUGUCGUCGUGUUUGCCUCGUCUUCUUUUCUAAAUCUGUGUAUUAUCAACAAACAAGCAUUUGUAGAUUAGAGACUGAUUAUACAAAUUCCAGAUAGUGAUUUUUGAACCCUUCAAAAAUACCUGAAAGGCUUUGAAACCUCUAAUAUAAACUUCAAUCUGGGCAUACCAAUCUACAGACAAUUCUAGGGGGAUAAUACCCAUACACCCAGCACCACAUUAGCUCUUGUUAUUCUGUAUUAAUUUGAUAUAUUAUAAUCUAUCUAAUUUCAAGCUUGUGGAGACGAUGGUACGUUUGUUGGGCUGUCUGAAUGUGUGGAACGAGUCUGACGGCAACCCGGGCUGGGCUGAAAUGGCAGAGAUGGGAGAUAAAAUACUGCUGGAGUUUCUUCUUCAAGACAAGCCUGAGUUUUGUGCUUACUCUUCGUCAAUGAUUUACACUGUCUGGCAAAAUCGCCAAAUUGAUUGUCAGGAGAAAGUCUGUUAUCUUCUUGGCAAAGUUUACGAAGCAUUUAAAAUCUCUAAGAAUAAAGGUAUAGUACAUAAGCGGUUUCCCUCGAAUUACUGAGUUUUGCACUUUAAGAUCGUGGAGGGACACAUUGAGAUUCGACAAUACAUCUUCUCAAUUUGUAUGAUGUGUAUCGUCAUGUGGUGGUCAUUGAAUCUACGAUGUAUAUCAUCACACAGAUGCACAUUUAUGUGUGAUGUAUAUCAUACAGGCGCAUUGAUAACCCGACCCUCCGUCCACUCUAAUCCCUCUCCCACUCUAACCCCUCCCCCACUCUAACCCCUCCCCCACUCUAACCCCUCCCCCACUCUAACCCUCUCUCCACAGGGUAAGUAGUUUAGACAGACUUGGACUGAGCGGUAGAAUUAACUGUUCAGGUUUCCUUUUCGUGAUAACCAAUACGGGAUGACUCUUACUAGACCUCUGGGAAGAACAGUUUAGAAUUGAAAAAGAUGUUGAGAAUAUAAGUAACAUCUAAAUUACAGCUUCUAAAUUUCUUUUCCAGAAGGCGACAGUAAAUAUACCUUCACACUGCCAUUAUUACGUUACAUUCUGCAACAAUAUGGGGAUCUCGUCCCAUUGACAACCUACGUUCCUGAUUUUCCAACUCGAUCUCUGGAUAACGCUGAUUAUGAAGAACAGUUUCUUCAGUGUGUUGAUAGUGAGGAGUUCGCUGCCUUGAUGAAACAGCAAAUUAUACCAAGCAUGAAGAAAUAUCAGGUCUCAUUGUAAGUAUAAGGCCUACACACCUCAAAACGCACAAGUCGUUACAGGUCUGCAAACAAGUUGUUAUAAAUCUGCUCACAAACUGUCGACAAAUUGCAACAAAGUUUGGAACAAGCUGUUGACAACUUGUAACAAGCUUGAUGGCAUUAUCAGAUUUGUUGAAAGGUUUCUCUACCAAACCCGAUACAGUCAUGAUAUAACAAGCAUGUUACAAGGUUGACGACACAAUGUUGUCACAAUAUUGUUAUAUCAUGAUUGUAUCGGACUUGUUGGAACAACCUUGCAACAAGUUUGAAUAUCAGCAAGGUUGUUACAAGUUGUUAAAACUUGUUCCAAACUUGUUGACAAUUUCGGACAAGCAGUGCGAACACAACUUGUUGACUGCUUGUUGGCAGACUUUUUACAAGAUGUGAGAUUUUUGAAUCAAUGCAAACGAGCUCAAACCAUGAGUUUAGGUAUGGUUUAGGUCAUCAUUUACACACACGGCGCUUAUAACGUGUCCUGUUUACACGCGCAAGUUUCAACGAUUUCAAAUAGCACUCGUCCUUCGGACUCGUGCUAUUUUAAUGCUCUUUGAAAAACUCAUUCGUGCAUGUUUUAUCCAAAUUGCACUUAAAACCAUACUAUUAUAUACCAAAACUAAUAAUAUACAUGGAAUAAUUUCUCAAUUCUGAUUGCCUAAAAGCGGUGCAAUUGUUUCGAAAUACAGUGACAAAAAAUGAAAUACAGUGCGAAUUUCUUAAUUUUUUAAAAUUUUCUUAAUUUUUUUAUUUUUCAAAUUUCUUAAUUUUCUUAAUUUCUAAAUUUCUAAAUGUGACAUGCGCACGUGACUGCAUAAUGUUUUCAUGCAUAUUAUUAAUAAGUAAUAGUAUUGUUUCUCGUGCAAUUUGAAAAAACAUACACUCGUGAGUUUUUCAAAGACUUGAAAUUGCACUCGUCCUUUGGAAUUCUGAUAGUCUUUGAAAAACUCACUCGUGCAUGUUUUUCCCAAAUUGCAUUCGAAACUAUCCUAUUACCUAUACAUAUAGGGAACUCCUGGUGUGAAUCACUGAUCUGCAGUACUAAGACAUUGUACCAUAUCCAACCUUCGUUUAUCUUUAGAGCAAAGUCUUCAAUUGACUCGGGCCGCUUCUGGAUGGAGUGUCUGAAUGGUUUAACCAACAGUUUGCAGCUGAGAGAAACGAGUGAAGAGGAAAGUAAGACGAAAUUCCAGGAAAUUGUCGUAUUGUUCAAGGAAAUUGAGGAAACGGCACAGUCAGAUUAUAAAAAUCGUAGAUUGGAAGAGAAAGCUCAGUAUAAUCGUGUUCUGCAGCAAUGGCAGCUGACCAAGAGAGAUUUGGAAAGUGAAAUUGGAAUUUGGGAAAAUAGGUAAGGGAAGUGAAGAAAAUGAGAAGUCGUAACAGUUACGGUUAAUAGCGGGUUACGGAUUUGGCGAUCUGACCCAUCAUUUAAAAUUUUAAAUUCAUAGGCAAAAGCAUGUUUUAGAAAUAUCAGUCAUCAUGCUUUGAACAGGGAUGGAUUUUCUGGGGGUGGGGCGGGGGGUUAGAGGGGUGCACCCCUGAUAGGAGUGGUGAAGCUAGCCGUGGCAACUGGUCAUGCUAUGCUUAUUUACCUGCAUCUAAAUGGGUUAAAGACAACACAUUUGUAAAGUUUGAAUAAUGAAAAUAAUUAAAAGAUUGCAUAGCAUGACCUAUAGCUAUAUGGCUAGCUUGUCCACUAUCAAGCUGAUAGCCUUGGCAAAGGGAGAUACCAUGCUAAUAAUAUGAACAAGCUUUCGUUUGUAGGGAUGCAACGACCUGAAAAAUAUAAGGAGAAUUUCGACGUUUCGAGCGAAAGCUUGUUCAUAUUAUUGGCACUAACUACACUGGCACAGACAAUUCAAGAUUACAUGCUAAUUAUAGCAUGUCAAGUGCAGUGAUGUCUGUGGUAAUGUACAUUUGCAGGCUAUAAUUAGCUAUCUUGGGGGGUUGUUGUAAAACAUUUAGUUCUAUCUAACAGGGCGAAAGAUAGCAGCCUUACCAGGCUAAGUUCUAUCGAGUGAGAUGCCAAAAUCCUGAUAUUUAUAAUAAGCUGGUAUUCGUGUUUAUUUCUCAAACUAAUAACUGAUCAUAUGCGAGGUUCAGAUUCUGAAUCUGAAUCAAGUAUGGAAGUGAAAUUCGCGAUCGAUUUGACCAGACACUCCUCCCUUUACGCGUCCCUUUCGUCUCGCGGUUUUGUAAAUGUCCCUGGAGCAAGGGUAUUCGGACACAAAUCAAUACUGAAUAUUAUGUGUGUUGUGUGUAGGUCUGUUGAUGAAAAUUACUGGAAACUGUCCACUACGGAAAACUUCUCAAGAAUGCGGUUGAAACUGACGCCUAACUACUACUUCAAUCCACACAUCGAGGCAAGCAGACUGCGCGACACAGGCGCAGUCACGGGGCCUGCGGACGAGGCAAAAGUCUUGGCUGGAGCGGUCGCUGAUCAAGUGCUCUUGAAGCACUACGCUGCGGAGAGACUGGAGGAGACAGGAAAUGUCGAAUUUCCUCAAGCUGUGGAGUAAGUAAAGAAGCACGAGUGAGGUUAGCGCGCUGCCUCGUAGUUCUGCCGUUAGCCUCCUACUGUAGCUCGAGUGUAGGGUAUUACUUUGCUCAGAUCAAACGAGGAUUAGGGUAAAUGAGAGUUGGCUAUUUAUUUAAGUCGAAACGUAGUUGGAACACUCGUCAAACCUUUAUUCUGUUCAUCUGGUGCUUAGAUAUCCCCAAUAAGAAUUCAUGACACCAACAAGAUAUUUCAAGCGAAAAAUUAUAUGCAUUAUAUUUGGGCCCUUUUUAAGUACACUCACCUAGAGUACAACGGCAAAUUAUUAUUUGAAAUAAAGCCCGUCGUCUAUUUUUCCACAAAAAUAAAACAAUUACAUUUAUCACGAUUUAGACUUGGUUCAAGUCCGUCUUUCAAGGUUGAAAAUAGCGAUGCACGCAAACGGUCAAAAAAAGCGCGAAAAUAUGAUAGAAAAGUAGGGAGAGACGGACUUGGAUACCCUGCAAGCGCGCCAAAUAUUACCGUCGGAUUUUUCCUACGGAGGCGUGGCUUGCCAGUUGAGAACAACAACAAAUUUUCGCGCCAAUUUUUGCAAGUAACAUUCGAAAUGCUGCGAAUGUCCCAAGUCCGUCUCUCCCUACUUUUCUCCUGAGACAAGUGUAAUCACGAUUUACCAAUAAUAGCUUACAGCUAAUUAUGGAAAUCACGCAACCUACACAAAACACAGUGAUCUGCUAGCUAGCCCGCGUGCAGGCCCACCUAGGGAAGAACAGUGGGCCUUGCAAGGAAGACCGGGUGUUUUUUAAAACGCCCCUUUUCAUAACACGCCCCAUUCGCGCAUCAAUUGUCAAAAAAGAAGCUUGAAAUUCCUAGAAAAGUCCUUGAAUUUCACCUUCACCAAAGGGUGGACACCCUGGUUUAAAAACUUACAAGGAACUUAUUUUUGUAAUUUAGAUCUCCAUCUGCGGCAGACAGUGUUAGCAAUGCCGCACCAAGUACGUUUGACUGUGAAUUAAUCACGCUUAUGGAAACUGUGCCCGGUCGAGUGAACAUCUCGUCGACAUCUGUAAGUUUCACAGCGACUGAGAGGCAGAGUGUGCUGGAUGGUUCUUCAUGGGACUUCAAGAUCGCACUGAAUCAACUACGAGAACUUCACUUGAGAAAUUUCAAUCACAGAAGAAGUGCUUUGGAGUUCUUUCUUGUUGAUCAAACCAACUACUUUAUUAAUUUCACCAAAGAGGUAGCUUUUUAUUAGCUCGAAUUUGAUGUGUCUUUCUGUCCACUUUGAACACAAAAGCAUAAAAGUAGUCGAGCCGUACAUACGAACCAGGGGCGUAGGAAGCUUCGAAAAGUUGGGAGGGGCCAGGCUUUGAGGGGCACUUUUCGGAAAAAAAAG
Molecule: messenger RNA, 8735 nt
Organism: Paramuricea clavata
Lineage: Eukaryota; Metazoa; Cnidaria; Anthozoa; Malacalcyonacea; Plexauridae
Source: the annotation of a GenBank genome assembly